This is a messenger RNA of Ictidomys tridecemlineatus (thirteen-lined ground squirrel), 4646 nucleotides long. It is a transcript of the gene Tdrd5, whose product is annotated as tudor domain containing 5. Lineage: Eukaryota; Metazoa; Chordata; Mammalia; Rodentia; Sciuridae. The record is from RefSeq and is a predicted model, not a curated record. Gene Ontology annotation, biological process: germ cell development.
UCUCUUACCUUUUAUCUCAGGUAAUUGGGGAUAAAAAUCUGGGAUAUCUUUUUUUCAAUUCAUUGUUCAUUUAUCAAUAGUCAUUCUCAAGUCAUUCAGUGAGAUAAAUUUUCUGAAACUUGGCAUGACUGAGAAUGGUUCUACUUUUCCCCCCACUUUAAUGCUGAUUUGACUGGGUUAAGGGUUCCAGGUUUAGCUUUGAAGGUACUGCUCCCUUGAAAAAUCCAAUGGUAAUUUAUUUUCCACUGCUUUCUAGAUAACCUAUUUCUAUGUUAAAAAAAAAUAAAAAUCUGUUGAUUCUCUUUCUCCUAGGCUGUCUAAAAUGGGAUCUUUGAAAAGUAGGUAUUGUAAGGACUGAGUUGUCCCUUAAAAUCUGAAGAUGUGUUUCUGUUCAAAUCUGGGACAUCUCCUUUUAACUCCACAAUGCUCACUACCAUUCUUCCCCCCCCCUCAUUUUUAAAUUGGUGCAUUAUAAUUAUACAUCAUAGCAUCCCCAUUCUGUUCUUGUUUGUGUAACUUACGUCAUUCAAAUGUUGCAAUGGCUGGGCGCAUCUUCAAAAUCUUAUAAUUUUUCCCUGUUUCUUAAUUUGCUAAUUAGUCCUGUAACUCUGCUAUAAACCAGUUAUAAAUCUUGUUUAUUUCCUGUCUUUCAGGGAUCCUCAAUAUUCCUGGUUCGUUGGGCUUUAAAAACUGUGUAUGUCAUGGGGUUAGGCAGAACGUGUGUGUUCAGGUCUCUUGGGUUUAACUUGUUUCUUUGUACAUUUUAAGGAAAAGUCUUGAUGCUUCUCUAUAAACUGUGUUCUGGUCUUCAUGGAUCUUGUAACUCUUGGCUUAUUCCGCAGAUAACAACAAACCGUCCAAAUAUAUUCUUUUCUUCAGUCUCUCCAUUCUAAUCUCCAGUGGCACCUGGAGUGUUCACUCACUUCUCUCUCCAAGGAUCUAAAGUCGCUUCUUGGAGCUCCGCAGUAAUUCUCAGCCAAGAACAAGGACUGUCAGUGACACCCCACCCCCACCCCAAUUAAACCUGGGCCUACUGCAGGGAAUCUCUGCAGCUCAGCCCUGGGCAUCCCUCUUUCCACUAAUAACUCCACAGGUGCGCCUGAGGCGGACCCCGGUUAAGAACCACGCGGCCUCUCCCCGCCUGGCCUCGGGGCUGCUCCGCCCCGCACGGGACGUGCUUAGAGAGGUCCACGCGCCGCGAACCCGCUUCGUGUCUUCGAACCGCGUCGGAGGAGGGUACAAUGUCGGAACAAGAACGGAUACAAGAAUGCCUCAGGAAAGAAAUAAGGUCACUUCUUAUUUCCACCAAAGAUGGUUUGACUCCACAGCAGUUGGAAAAAGAGUACCUUUUGAUGGUUGGCAACCACUUACCGCUCCGAAUCCUUGGGUAUCGGUCCACUAUGGAGCUGGUGCUGGACAUGCCUGAUGUGGUUAGUGUCUGUCCCUGCGGGGAUGGUACAGUAAUACUGAAAGCCAUUCCAGAUGAAUCUACCAAAGGAAUUGCAAGUUUAGUUGCAAAGCAGAGGAGCAGCCAUAAGGUUCGAAGCUCCAUGCCAAAGGGAAGGGCUACUGUUUGCUCUGGGACAAGCUCUGGUCGAGUGCCUUACCGAGGAAGGGUGACCCCUAUUCUUCCAGCUGUUGUGAAGAGUGAGCUGAAAGACCUCUUGGCGUUAUCUCCUGUUCUCCUUUCUGAUUUUGAAAAGGCAUUUGCCAAGCGAUUUGGUCGAUCGUUUCAGUAUGUGCAAUAUGGAUUCCUCUCAAUGUUCGAAGUGCUGAAUGCAGCUUCAGAUGUCAUUUCUGUAGAGCAGACUAGAGCAGGUUCUUUGUUGAAGCUAAAGAAAAGCAUAUCUGUGGAAAAGCAGAGAGGAUGGCCGGCAGGAAAAAUUUUUACCCAGCCAUUUAGAAUGAAACAACAUGGGUCAUAUUCUACAGGCUGCGUGGUGGCAAAGCCACGCUUUUCACAACACACUUCAAACAUGGAACCUCCAAAGCAAAUACUGAACAUGGACAAGACUUCCACGUUCAAUGCAGUGGAGACUUCAAGGCUGAAUCACACUGAAAAAUUAAACCAGUUGGAGAACACAUUCAAAUCGGUCAUUGCACAAAUUGGACCUGGAGGGACCAUCAAUCCAGAACUAAAACAUAAGAUAAAAUUUGUUGUAUCUAAGUUUCCAGAGGGUUUGUUAAUUUCUAAACUUCUUGGGGAGUUUGAGGCAGUUUUUAAAGAGCAACUUUCACCAAAAAAAUUGGGCUUUUUAAAUGUGACAGAACUUGUUGGAGCUCUUAGUGAUAUUCUUCGUGUUGAGUUCAGGGAAGGAGAACAAGACUUGCUAGUGUUUGAUGCUGAUAUGAGGCCGGUACUAACAGAUGGAGCUGUUUCAACAGUCAGAAAUUUAUGUUUAGUUCAACCAGAUAAGAAAAUGGAAGCCAAGGCUUGUGUCUCCAGUCCCCCUAGAAAUUCACUGUCUACUGCUGCUGUCAAGGAGACUGCAUGGGAUUGCCCUUUGAAGAUCCAUAAAGAACCAGAACAGAAGAUAUAUAAGAAGCCUAAUCUGGUUGUAAAGCCUUUACAGCUGCAAGUAGGAAUAAGUAGAUCACAGCUCAGCUUGGCAAUGGCAAAUCAUGAUAUCCCACCAGAUGCUGUACAGGAGAAGAAAUUAUGCAGACUUCCACCAUUAGAUACCAGUACCCUUGUGGGGGUCUUUGUGGAGUAUAUUAUCUCUCCAAGUCAAUUCUACAUCCGAAUCUAUAGCAGGGAUUCAUCAGAGUUACUUGAAGACAUGAUGAUUGAAAUGCGGCGUUGUUAUUCUAACCAGCUGGUUUCUGAUCGAUAUAUCAUGCCAGAAUGUUUUGUCCAGCCGGGACACCUGUGUUGUGUAAGGAUUUCUGAGGAUAAGUGGUGGUAUCGGGUUAUUAUCCAUCGAGUGCUUGGGAAAAAGGAAGUUGAAGUAUUCUACCCAGACUUUGGAAAUAUUGGAACUGUUCAGAAGUCCUCUCUGAGGUUCCUCAAGUGCUGCUACACAAAGCUUCCCGCUCAGGCUAUCCCUUGCUCUUUGGCUUGGGUGAGACCCGUAGAGGAACACUGGACAUCCAGAGCUAUUUUGCAGUUCCAGAAAUUAUGUGGUCUGAAGCCGUUAGUAGGAGUAGUGGAUGAAUAUAUCGAUGGAAUCCUUAACAUUUUUCUGUGUGAUACAUCCUCACAUGAAGAUGUCUAUUUCCAUCAUGUCUUAAGAGCAGAGGGCCAUGCUAUUGUAUGCCGAGAAAAUGUCCCUUCCAAGGGCUUCAGAGACCUAAAUCCUUUAGCUUUAUACACUCAACCCAGUGGAGGGCCAGAUAAAGUUGUCUUGACAGAACUGGGUUAUUCUUCUCAGCAACAUUAUUUUAAUGAAGACCGAGAGAUAAGUCCUCGAUCCAAAGAGAGCGAUUUCCAUGCCCUGGAGCCAUUAAAGGAUUCUGAAUUCAGUUCUCUGAAAACUCACAAGAGCUGUGAAGAAGAUCUAAAGUGGUCUAUUCCAGAGCCAAAGGAUCUGAAGGAAGAAAAUGAGGAUGAGAUCCCCACUGGAAUGCCAUGCCUGGAGUCAGUGACCAUAGGUGAUGAUAUCUGGGAUGAGAACUGGCUACCACUGCAGGCUAAAAUAGGAAAAGGAGGUGAUGCUGCCUCCCAUUUAUUUACCUCAAGCCUUGGUGGAAAGAAACAAUGUCCUACAUGUGAAGAAAUGCCACAGAAGGAUUGGUGUUUUCCUACACCCAAAGAUAUAUGGGAUGAUUCCUGGCAGCCUUCAGGCCUUGUGAAUGGUAUGAAAGUAGAAAUUAAAAAACGAGAAGAGCUGGAUACUCAAGAAAAAAAUACUGGUACAACCAGAAUUCUAAAGCAACCAAACUUGAAAGGUUCUUUGGAUUCUUCCACACUGCCCAAACUGGAAGAGUUCUACAUCUCCCUUUUCCAGUCACAGCAGUCAGCAGAAGGGAGUCAGUUUGAGCCUAACAACAUCCAGACUCCAACAAAGCAAAUUCAGCUGCCCACAGCAGCAGCCAGCUCAGCUACUGUCGCAGCCGACGACCCAGGAGAGCACUCUGGUUCUGUGGAGAGCUCUCCAGGGAGCCUAAAGAACGAAGAUCUUUCUAGUCGCCACGCCAUCGCAGUGUUCAAGGAAAAGAGUCAAGGAGCCAUGGACCAGCUGUCUUUGAUUUUGUCUCCUGAGCACAAGAUUUCUCACAAGCUCUACAUUCCUCGAAGUACAGCCACAGCUGCCCUGGGAGCUGCUGCGCGCCUGGCCACGUCCAGGAGCCUCCUGCACUGGUACCCCAGUGUGAAAAGGGUGGAAACCUGAGGGGGGAGGGGCGGCGCACAGUGGCGCUUUGCUCAUCCUAAGGGACUCGAUAGCUUUGUUAUGCUAACUGUCCAUUUUGGUGUGUAAGUAUUGAUAUUUAACAUUAUUUUUAUUUGUACUAAUGAUUUUAUUCUGGUUUUUUUUACCUUUGUUUUUAAUGUAGUUUAAAGGAGUUUUUGUUUUUUGUGUUUCUAUAAAUGUUUUUCUUUUACAUAUCAUGACUGAUAAAUGAAAAUUAAGAGUCUGUUUUGUGAUCCAUAUUUAGUAAGAUAAAUAUAUUCCCACUUCCUUGUCUCCAGAAGGAGAAUGUCUGAA